UAGCGGUCAAAUAAAUGCACGAAGUCACGGUAAUUGGUUGAAAAUAUAGCACAGUGGCCUGCACACAUAGCAACCUAUACAGCAUGCCAAGGGGAUUUGCGUCAAAAGUUCGUACGGCGAUCAAUACAAGUCCCAGCUAUAGCAAAUAGCAGAGAUCGGCCGACUUGAGAUUGGGAGUCAGGGGAUUGGUGCGUGUGGAUAUGAUAAACGGCAACUUUCUGACUACCGGGGUUUGAAGUUGUUAUUACUGCCUGUCACCUGAGGACACGCGGAUUGCCGGAAGAUGGAUAUGUUCUCUCAAAUCUACAGAGCUGUAUCAUCUAGACUUCCCUCCAUUUCUAGCUCUGUUCAUACAUCAAGGGAAUCCAGAAUGAAUCCGAAGGAAAUCCAAGAAUUUGUUGAAAACGGCCUCAAAGACAACGGCCUCGUUGUCUUCAUCCGGACUUCGCCGCCUUGCUACUACUGCCAGCAAGCUCUCCGCUUCCUGAGAGAAAAUCCAGAUCUCAAUGGUAAAUCAAUCGACCUUAGUGAAACCGGCGAGCAGCAGGCUAUUAUCAGCUACCUUGGCGGCCUCCCAGGUUCUUCAGCCACGUUCCCUCGGGUUUUUGCUAACAAGAAGUUGAUUGGUGGCUAUUCCGAUUUGGAGGGCUUGGGCGCAUCUGGUGUAAAGGACAUUAUCCAGAAGGUGUAAAGUUUUCAUGAGAAGCGUGGGUCAAUACCAUGACAGUUCCGACUCGGAGCGAUUGGUUCAGUGAUGUCGUACAAG
Suillus fuscotomentosus is the source of this 766-nucleotide messenger RNA. RefSeq lists its product as uncharacterized. Bases 284 to 691 code for a protein of 135 amino acids. The record is from RefSeq and is a predicted model, not a curated record. The transcript has 5 exons. NCBI's taxonomy places the organism in Eukaryota, Fungi, Basidiomycota, Agaricomycetes, Boletales, Suillaceae.